GUCGAGGUCAUCGGAACACCAAUCUUCCAUCUCAAACAUGAUUGCACGCUUCCUCUCAAAGAAAAAGACAACCCCAAAGCGAAGAGAUGAGCAAGAAGAGGAAGAGCAAGACACUAGACCGCAACUCAUCCACGCACCCGUUCCCCUUGUCCUCCCCGAACACCAAGACACCUUACUGAAACUUGGGUGGACCACAAUCACAUUCCCAAAAACUUCACCAACAACUCAAUCCCCAGACUCACUCUCCAGCAUCCCACCACCAGGGCCACACCCGCUCCAAACCGCCUACCAAGACCUCUUUUCUGCCGGCCAAGCUUUCUUCAACCUUCCCGACUCUGAGAAGCACCAAUGGAAACACCGUCUUGGCUCUGAAGAAGGAUGGUCGAAGAUCCCCGGCGAAAAAGAAUUCAUCACCCUCCGGUCGCUUGCAUAUUGUCCCGAUAUCUUACGCGCACCUGCGCGACGGUACUGGGAACUUAUCGGACAACACUGUUCGAGUGCCCUAGGUCGCAUAUCCACGGCACUUGCGCUUCCUGAUGGCGAACAUGAGGGUCUGCGUCAAUUCGUGGGGCCUUGUGCGCGGAUGCCUGUGGACGAAGAGGGCAAGACGGCGACGAUGUUGAGGUUGUUUAGGUAUGAAGGGUGGGAGGAGAAAGUUGUUGCGGAGGCACAUGCGGAUUUGGGAUUGAUCAGCGUGGUUGUGGGUGAUACGCCCGGUCUAGAAGUUUGGGAUGGAUCUGACUGGUUUGAUGUGGAGAGGGAAGUCGAAAGGAAAGAGGAAAAGGGAGCAACGAUGCUGGUUGGACGCCAGUUGGAGAGGUUGACGAAUGAGAGGUUGAGGGCGGGUGGGCAUAGGGUGGUUGCGUAUGGAGGACCCCGGGAGAUGUCUUCUGGGGAUGGUGUAGAUGGUGUGACGAAGAGGUACCGGCACUCAAUUGUUUUUGUGCUACGCGCUCAUGAGAGUACACUAAUCGAUUCGGAUACGCUUGAGACUCGUAUUACGGGGAGGUGGAGCCAGCCGAUGAAGGGGGUUACUGCGGGUGCGCUGUAUGAGAUGAUCAGGAGUCAGUGCUUCAAUAUUAAUGUAAAUAAAGAGGAGAGAGAGGCACAGAGAAGAAAUCUGGCUGACGCGAAAGGGAUGCAGUGAGGCAAGGUGUUUGGAGUUUCCAGACAGUUGUUUUGAUGUUUUCUAUUAGUAUUGUUUUGACUUCACGUCGAAGUU
This is a messenger RNA of Bipolaris maydis ATCC 48331, 1222 nucleotides long. Lineage: Eukaryota; Fungi; Ascomycota; Dothideomycetes; Pleosporales; Pleosporaceae. The record is from RefSeq and is a predicted model, not a curated record.